ACUGCGCAGUUUUACUGGCAGCCAAUCGAAGAUCCUAACAGCCAGCAUACACACACACACACACUUAUUUUUUCUAUUUUUUUGUUUAAGAAACAAAGGUUGCUCAACCCCUUAAACUGUCCCGCCAAUAUCCCCCCAUUACAACAUCUUCCAUAACCCAACCACUACUACUUUGAACAAGAAAUGCAGUUGACUCUGGAAGGCCUCCAGUCACUGUUGAUCGACCUGACCAAUUUUAUUCAUGUAAUUCUCGGCAUUGCAGUCGUCUUGGUCAUCCUGAUUGCCUUUAGGGCAUUUCCAUUCCAUCACGACUACUCGGAAAUUUUCUCGGCUGUACGAUAUCUAGGUCUACAGCAUCUUUUGGCCUACGCUUACUCUACUACGUGCAUACUGUUACGGCUGCCCGUGUCUUUGGUCAGCGUUGGCAGUAGACGAUCGUCAACGACAACAAUGACAAAUAAGCAAUAUGCAGCAUAUCAGCAGCAGACAGCAGCAGCACUGGAUUCAAUUUAUCACGCAAGCAAUUCCGAAUUAGACUCGAUUUGUCUGCGUGACCCGAUAACAACAAGCAGCAGUAACGGCAGCAACAAUUAUCAUUCUUAUUACUAUGUCUCGGGACUCGUCAACACAGGCAAUACAUGUUUUCUUAACUCGGUCUUGCAGGUCCUGUCGUCAUUACCCCGCUUGCAACUUUAUCUUGAACAAAUCCAACCUUCACGAGCUCGUCCAGUCUCAUGGUUCUUGGCCACCACGCUGCGUCGGCUGAACCAACCACUUUUGAAGCGCUCCUCAUUCAAGCCUGUCGACAUUGUAUCAGUCGUAUCAGGUCGACGGAUCAAUAGCCGUGAUCAACAAGACGCACAAGAACUGUUUCAAUUGAUAACGAGCGCAAUCGACGUUGAGGAGGAAAAACUACAAUCAUCUAUGGCUGCGUCGGUUAUGGGAGGAUUGAAGGAUAUCCUGGCACCGUCGUCGUUGAGUUACAAGAUCCAUCACCGACUAAAAAAUCCAUUCACUGGCCUCUUAGCUAGUCGUCUGUCUUGUAUGCAAUGUGGUUAUACUGUAGGUGUUUUCUUAUGAGAGGGGGAGGGAAAUGGUUAAACCGGAAGAGAGGUAUUGACUGCAAGGUUUUCUUUUCUUUUCUAGGAGGCGAUCCGACAU
Messenger RNA from Zychaea mexicana, 1161 nucleotides. RefSeq lists its product as uncharacterized. NCBI's taxonomy places the organism in Eukaryota, Fungi, Mucoromycota, Mucoromycetes, Mucorales, Lichtheimiaceae. Gene Ontology annotation, biological process: protein deubiquitination. Gene Ontology annotation, cellular component: cytosol; nucleus. Gene Ontology annotation, molecular function: cysteine-type deubiquitinase activity; cysteine-type endopeptidase activity. The record is from RefSeq and is a predicted model, not a curated record. The transcript is spliced from 2 exons. The coding region runs from base 184 to 1080 and encodes 298 amino acids.